Molecule: messenger RNA, 898 nt
Organism: Plodia interpunctella (Indianmeal moth)
Lineage: Eukaryota; Metazoa; Arthropoda; Insecta; Lepidoptera; Pyralidae
Product: MORN repeat-containing protein 3-like
Exons: 5
Coding region: 107-862 (251 amino acids)
Source: RefSeq, a predicted model, not a curated record
UCUCAUGUAACACAUGCGAUGUUUACACCAUUUACACUUUUAUGGGAAAUUCCUUAUAUGUAGAAAUUUUUUACAUAAGUUAACAAAUCAUUUUACUGGAUGAAAAAUGCCGUUCUACAGGAAACCGAAGACUUUUACGCCUUUGCUUAUAGCAGCCGAAAAGAAAGCUGUUAAAAAUGGUCUACAUCAUGCUAUAUUUACGUCUAGAUUCGAUAGGUACGUUGGCGACUGGAAACAGGAUUUAAAGGAAGGGAAAGGACUAUUUAAAACAGUAACUGGAAAAUUGUACGAAGGAGAUUGGCAUUUAGGAUUCAGGCAUGGAUUCGGUGCGUUAAGUAAAUUGCAAGAAAAUGGCACAUACAGUUUGGAAUACCGAGGGGAGUGGGUGCGGGGGAAGCCAGAGGGGAUGGGGUGGUGGUACUACGACAACGGAGAUGUGUACUUCGGCUAUUUUCGUAAAGGCCAGAGGCAUGGCUACGGCAAGAUGUGGUAUAAGGACGGAACUUUCUACGUUGGGUAUUGGAAUAUGAGUUUGAGGGAAGGCUUGGGUAUGUUUGUUCAAGUGAACGGUAACCGCUACGAGGGGCACUGGGAGAACAACGUGAAGAGUGGUAUCGGGCGAUUCUACCACAUGCACACAGGGCAGCUGCAAGAGGGCUGCUGGGUCGACGACAUCUGUGUCAAAUCUAAGAUGUCCGACAUCAUUAUCAGACAGUUCUGCGAUUUACCGACGGAAUAUCCUAUUCCACCGGAACGAUUACAAGAUGCCAAGAAAAUAUUGGAAAUGAGCGAGCUUUGGCUGCAGCAGAAGAUCGGAGAAAUAGACAAACAACUCAAAUAUUGUAUUGAUCAAAUGUAUUAGAAUAAAACAGAUCAUAAAAUCUACCGCUAUAAAUAA